Messenger RNA from Entrophospora sp. SA101, 1212 nucleotides. The record is from the annotation of a GenBank genome assembly. NCBI's taxonomy places the organism in Eukaryota, Fungi, Glomeromycota, Glomeromycetes, Entrophosporales, Entrophosporaceae.
AUGUCAUCAACACAAUUCCUUCCAUUAUUGUCUCGAGAUUUUAGUAAAUUACUUGAGAAAGUUUAUUUCGACUCGGGACUUGAUCAAGUAAAAAACAGUGACGGGGAUGGAUUUUUGUUGAAAUUGAAUUUGUCACCGAUAGCGUUUAACAUAAUUCUCGGGUAUAUUUAUAGCGGUAGACUUGAUUUGGAUGACCUAGCAGGCGAAAAUGUCUUGAGAUUGUUGCAUGAUUCAUUUAAAAAAUUACAAAUUUUCUGUACGAAUUUAGUAUGCGAAUCACCGGAAAUAUUAUUCGAGUCGCCUGAUUUCACGCAAUUGGAAGAAUCGGGACUGUAUUCGAUUCUUAAGCAUUUUUAUCGAAAAAUUAGACCUUACGCAGCAGCUGUUGAUGUCGCAUUGUAUGAUGAGAUUUUGCAAUUUCAUAUUUUGAAAACCUAUAAUCAAUCUACCACGCAAAUAUUACCAGCAAGGAAAAAACCGGUAAUUGAAUCAAAAAUCUUAUCACAUGAACAAGCAAAACUUAUUUCCAAUUGGAUUUAUCAACAUCAUAAUGAUUACUCGGAAAAUCAACCUUCUAAUAAUAAUGGUGGUGGUGGUGGUAAUAGUAAAUUAACAUCUUUGUUCUCAUCGAAUAGCGGUAAUAAGAGAAGUAGCAUUGAUUCAAGAAGAUCAAUAAUUGAUGAAAGUGAUGGCACAGAAGAAGAAAAAACCAAUGGUAAUAAUAAUAGCAAUAACAGCAAACUUUUUGAAUAUAAUUUAUUGUUAAGAGGUAGCGUAGACAGUUUCACACCUGGCUCAUUUCAUUUAAGAUGUGACGCGAAAGGGCCAACCAUCACAAUAUUUCGAUUAUCUGGCGGUGGUAGUGGCAGUGGAUCAUCGCAAGUAAUUUUAGGUGGCUACACUUCAGAAAACUGGUUGUCGUUGAACGAGGCUAAAUGGAUGAAAUGCGACGAGAGUUUUUUAUUUUCGUUGAAGGAGAAAGAUACGAGAUCAUUUAAAAUUUCACGAAUUAAAGAAAAUCAAGAUGCAAUGUAUUUGGACAGAAAUUCAGGCCCACAUUUUAGCGAUUUGCAUCUAUUAAAAAAUCCUAAUAGUGAUAACAAAAAGAAUGAGGUGAAAUAUUCGCAGUUAAAAUAUAGCAAGUCUAUUCACAAAAAUGGUACUUUUACAAUCGACGAAUAUGAAGUUUUUCAAGUUGUAAAGAAAUAUUAA